Molecule: messenger RNA, 1098 nt
Organism: Striga asiatica
Lineage: Eukaryota; Viridiplantae; Streptophyta; Magnoliopsida; Lamiales; Orobanchaceae
Source: the annotation of a GenBank genome assembly
AUGCCAACAUACAAACCGAAAAACAUCCUCAUCACCGGCGCCGCGGGCUUCAUCGGGUCCCACGUCUCCAACUACCUCACAUCCAAACACCCCGACUACUGCAUCCUCGUCCUCGACAAGCUCGACUACUGCUCCAACCUCCGCAACCUCGACCCUUCCCUUUCCCUCCCAAACUUCAAAUUCGUCAAGGGCGACCUCUGCAGCGCCGACCUCAUCAACCACAUCCUCGCCGCCGAAUCCAUCGACACCGUCCUCCACUUCGCCGCCCAAACCCACGUCGACAACUCCUUCGGCAACAGCUUCGAGUUCGUCCGCAACAACGUCUAUGCCACCUGCGUCCUCCUCGAGGCCUGCAAGGCCUCGACCCGCGUCUCGCGGUUCGUCCACGUCAGCACCGACGAGGUUUACGGUGAGACGAACGAGGCCCACGAGGCCUCUCGACUCCUCCCGACGAACCCUUACUCUGCAUCCAAAGCCGGAGCCGAAAUGCUUGUCAUGGCCUAUGGCCGCUCGUAUGAUCUUCCCGUUAUCAUCACGCGUGGGAACAACGUUUACGGGCCCCACCAAUUCCCCGAGAAGCUCGUCCCGAAAUUCAUUCUACUGGCGAUGGCGGGCCGGGCUUUACCGGUGCACGGUGACGGGUCAAACGUGCGGAGCUACUUGUAUUGCGAUGACGUGGCGGAGGCUUUCGACACGAUAGUCCAUAGAGGGGAGGUGGGAGAGGUGUACAAUAUAGGGACGAGCGAGGAGAAGAGCGUGGCUGACGUGGCGAGGGAUGUGUGCCGGAUGUUUGGUUUGGAGGGAUGCUCGGGAGCGGUGGAGUUUGUGGAGAACAGGCCGUUUAAUGACCAGAGGUAUUUUUUGGACUCAAGGAAGCUUAAGGAUUUGGGGUGGGUGGAGAAGACGAGGUGGGAGGAUGGGUUGAGGAGGACUAUGGAGUGGUACAUGAGGAAUCCUGACUGGUGGGGGGAUGUUUCGGCAGCGUUGGUUGCACACCCGAGGAUGCUUUCUUUUAAUCGUGUUACGGUUCGUGGGGAAAAUUAUGACGAGCAGGGGCAAAAGGGGAAAGUGGACGAGCGCAAAAGAAGCCGGCUUUGA